Messenger RNA from Schizosaccharomyces japonicus yFS275, 654 nucleotides. RefSeq names its product transcriptional regulator NRG1. Lineage: Eukaryota; Fungi; Ascomycota; Schizosaccharomycetes; Schizosaccharomycetales; Schizosaccharomycetaceae. The record is from RefSeq and is a predicted model, not a curated record. The transcript has a single exon. The coding region runs from base 1 to 654 and encodes 217 amino acids.
AUGAGCGCCUCAUUGUGUGUCACGACGGCCACGGGCCAGCGCGUUAGCAUUCUCAGCGACACACCUUGGGACGACCCGCGUCCUGUGGUUCCGCCCAUUUCUUCCAUGCCCUCUGUAACCUCAGCGGUGCCCGUGAGCGUGUCCGCCGACAUGCCCAAGCCCACGACGAUUUACCGGUCGCGCAUUCCUCUUGGGCUUCUGACAGACCCAAUGCCCCCACUCACCCCCAUUAUGCCCGCGUCCUCCCCCACACCCCCGACGACCCCACCAGCGGGGGAGUGUGCGGGGGGCCCGGUGCGCAAGCGCCAGCGGUCUGCUGUGCGGAAUACGACCAAGGGCAAGAAGACGUACCAGUGCCAUUGCGGCAAGACGUUUACGACCUCGGGCCACCUCGCCCGGCACAAUCGCAUCCACAUGGGCGAGAAGAACUACGAGUGCCGGAUCUGCCAUUCCCGGUUUAGUCGCCGCGACAACUGCUCCCAACACACCCGUACGCAUUUUAAGAACCAGAAGCCCAACUCGGUUCUUAUCUCCUCCUUCGCUCCCAUCUACCUCAAGUCGCCGUCGAACACGUCGCCCUUCCGCGACACGGUUUCCUCUCCCCGGUCCUGCAGCAGUUCUCCCAACAGCAUUUCAUCCCUAUUGUCCUCCUAA